CUGUUUAAGGAACGCAGCAGCUCAUGUAUCGCGUGCUUGCUACCUCUGUCCCUACAUUGAGGAAAAUCGUAAUUAACUAAAGAAUGCGCAUAUUUAUUGACUCAUGUUUGCGAUCGCGGUUCGAAAGCUGCUCCUGCUCAUUAGAGUAAUCGUUCCACUUCCGUGCUACAGUGAAGCAUUCUUCUGAAAGAGGGGUCAACUGAUUCUAUUGCAAAUGUGUAUCUAGCGAGUGCAGGAAAAUACGAUUUUCACCAACGUGCGUAGUGCGUCUCUCUUCUUUUUGUCCAUGUCAGUGUUUCCUGUUGGAUUUUUUUUUAUCCAGUUCACCAGGGCAUCGGUCCAGGUAUUGCACUUUGCAGCUCAUAUUGGUCAUCACAAGAAACACAGUGCUUUAACGCCAUUCCUUUCAGUCUCGCGAAUAUUUUUUUUUUUUUUUCAGAAAUGACUUUGGGUAGCCUGCCUUUUAAAAUUUUAACAUAUGCACAACACAAUGCGUUAAUUGUUGACUUUUACACUGGAAAUCGAAGAAACCUUGGUUAAGAAAGUAUGACCACAUUUCGUACACGCCUACGGCGCUAUAUUUUUCAUAAUGUGCUCUGAAUUUUCUUUGUAAUAUCACUUCAGUGCUUCUUAUAUCUUCGGCAGCCGUAUCACUCUUAUAAAAAUAUGCCCUAUUAUUAUGGUUAUCCAGCUGCUCGUGUUUUCAUGCACUAUCUUUUUUACCCUCUAGCUCCGUGCGUAAGGACUAGCAGCUGUAAACCAGCGCGUCUUAUUUGCUGAGAGUUUCCGGACAGGGAGCUGACAACCAUUAUUCAAAAGAUGAGGGCCAUACAGAAAGACGGCACAUUCUGUACCUACUAUAAAAGAGCCCAUGUCGUCCUUGCGAUACUCGUGCCUACAUACCUACAUCGAAACAUGCGACAUUUCGUAGAGUUAAUGAGUAUCGGCGUAUUAAUUAUAGGAACGACUCUGAUACAGGAGACUCCUGGUAAAGAACAGCGGUCAAAGAGGAAGCGAAGCUUCGACGUUUGCGCGGAAAGAGUUGGAGUCGUUCAAAAAGCAAAAGGGGCACAAGUGGCUGCAGCUAUGGUGCACAAAUGUUUACUUCCAGUAUUCGGCAAGUACAAGUUUACACUGAAGAUGUUCCAGAAGGGAAUAUCCAAGAUGUGCAUCGCCUUCCGGUUCUGCUAUCAUAAGUACAUGACAAUGCGAGGGACCAACAAUACGGAUCUCAAUCGCGACAAAACAUAUGACUGCAUUGCUAAGAUGGCCUCGCUUCUGACUGCUGACCUCAAUCCGGAAUGGAUAGAAAAGAAGGACCAGGUAAACCCCAAAGAACUGUACUUUGAAGGCGCUGAAUGUGCGAGAAAGCACAACAUCUUCCCGGAGGAUGCUGCUACUCUGAUGUUUACAAUAAAGUGGGUUAGAGACAAUUUCUUCUAGACGGCACACGUAUCCGUUCGUCGAAGUGCCGAUAAUCUGUUUUCUAAAGCUUUCUUCUGGGGUCAGCAAUCAAGUUUUCUUGUGUACGAUUGCGUAAACUAUUGGAAAUAAAGUUAUUUUCUCGCUGG
Molecule: messenger RNA, 1571 nt
Organism: Dermacentor andersoni
Lineage: Eukaryota; Metazoa; Arthropoda; Arachnida; Ixodida; Ixodidae
Source: RefSeq, a predicted model, not a curated record